GUACCAAACAUUAUAACAUGUGUUCAACAAGAGUUAAGAAAUAAAACACGAUAGAAAAAUAAAUAAAAAAUAAAAAUGAAAACGUUAACUCUACUUUUGACUGUUGUCCUUAUCAACCAGUGUUUCUGUGAUGAAACUAUUGAAGUCAGUUUAAAACAAGGUGUUGUUGUGGGUAAAGUAGAAAAGACUUUGAUGAAGAAUGAAAAAUAUUUCUCCUUCAAAGGAAUACCAUUCGCAGAACCACCGGUGGGAGAACUAAGAUUUUUGCCUCCAAAACCACAUGAAGGAUGGAGUGGUAACUUAGAAGCGUUUGAGAACAAACCAACAUGUCUGCAGCUUAGUAUCAGGUCAAGGAACCGUGAGGACACCGGGAUAUCUGGUUCAGAAGACUGUCUCUUCAUUAGCGUCUUCACACCGGACAUCAAAGGCAAUGCCCCAGUUGUAGUAUUCGACUACAACGAUAACUUUAGAACAGGCUUCAACGGCACCAAUAACUACGCUCACGACUUUUUCGUUGAAGAAGGUGUCAUUGUAGUGACCAUCAGUCAUAGAUUCUCUGUUUUCGGAUAUUUGACCACUGAAGAUGACGUCAUCAAGGGAAACAAUGGUAUCAGAGAUUACAUUCUUGGUUUAGAAUGGGUUAAGAAUAAUAUUAAGGAGUUUGGAGGUGAUUCCUCCAGGGUAACACUUAUGGGUAGCUAUGGUGGAGCAGUAAUGGCCGAUAUGCUUUUAUACUCCGAACGAGCUAAAGGCUUAUUCUCUGCUGCCAUUCUUCAAAGUGGAACCUCUCGUGAGCGACUCUUUUUCUAUGAACACCCAAGGAGGAAGGCGUUUAAACUCGGUGAAGUUUUUAACAUUACAACCGAAGAUAGCAGAGAAUUACUAGAGGGGUUGCAGAAAGUGGAUGCAGAGAAGAUAUACCUGUCUUUAACUGAAACACUUGUUGAUGAUGAUGAGGAAGUUUACAGGGCUGGAGUAUUCCCUUAUACGCCCACUGUUGAACAAACAGAGGAUGCAGUAAUCACGAGUCUACCAGAAAAAGGCAAAUUAGUAAAUGAUGUUCCUCUUAUAAUUGGCUACAACUCAAGGGAAGGUAUAGACUUGAUUUCCCACAUUAUCUUUGAACCAAGAGUGUUAGACACUAAAUUGGAAGAAACCCUUCUUCGCCUCCCGGUAAGACUGGACUUUAAAUUCGAUACGAACAGUUCUAUCUUCGAGCAAGCCAGAAAGGAGAUAUUAGAGUUUUAUUUCAAAGAUAAAUCUCUACAUUAUGGUAAUAUUCUGGAAUUUGCUGAUUAUGUCGGUGAUAAUUUUAAGUCAUAUCCUACUGAUUAUGCUGCAAGAGAGUUUGCCAAAGGUCUGUCUUCUUCUGUUUAUUACUACGUUUUUGACUUUAGAGGUCAAUUGAAUGAGAACAGCCAAUAUAUGACGACCCAGGCGAGGUCCACUAUUAGGCACGAAGGAGCCACUGUUUGCGAUGAGCUGUGUUACUUGUUGGUAUGCUCCCGUAUUAGGAGGACUUAUGAAGAUACUUUGAAAAUGGCAAGUGUACAGAGGGAGAUCAAAGUGCUGAAGAAAAUGGUUCGGAUGUGGACGAAUUUUGUUAAAACUAGGAACCCUACCCCAGACGCUGACGACAACAUUCUUAAAGGAUUCACCUGGAAACCAAUAGGCGACGAGCCCGAGACCAACUACCUCCACGUCACAAAGAACCUCCGCAUGGGGACCAAUCCUCUCGGAGACCGAAGACACUUCUGGGACAAAUUCUUAAACAAAUACUCCAAGUUAGCCGUCAAUGGUAUCGUGACCGGUGAACCGACAGGAGAAUCACUUAACUCAGAAUCAAUUAAAACAAAUGGAGUAGAAGAAAUUGUAGUAGAAGAAACAGACUUAGAAGACGACAUGGUAGAAGAUGAGGAAGAAGACUCAGUGGAGGAAACAGUAGAAGAACCUGUAACUGGAUCAGGAGGCGUGACUGUGAUAGAUGAUGCUAUUCCAAAUGAGGAGUUUGAAGGUUUUACGCCUGAUACCGUUCAUGUUGAGCUUUGAUUUGUAACAUCUGGAGUUUUAGGAAAAAAAAUAAUGUAAGGAGUUUGAGAAGGAGCUUUUUAAUAAGAUUAAAUUGAGAUUUUGUUA
Molecule: messenger RNA, 2136 nt
Organism: Trichoplusia ni (cabbage looper)
Lineage: Eukaryota; Metazoa; Arthropoda; Insecta; Lepidoptera; Noctuidae
Product: esterase E4-like
Exons: 3
Coding region: 76-2049 (657 amino acids)
Source: RefSeq, a predicted model, not a curated record